This is a messenger RNA of Dermacentor albipictus, 2223 nucleotides long. RefSeq names its product CCR4-NOT transcription complex subunit 4 (gene Cnot4). NCBI's taxonomy places the organism in Eukaryota, Metazoa, Arthropoda, Arachnida, Ixodida, Ixodidae. Gene Ontology annotation, molecular function: ubiquitin-protein transferase activity; metal ion binding; RNA binding. Gene Ontology annotation, cellular component: CCR4-NOT complex. Gene Ontology annotation, biological process: protein ubiquitination. The record is from RefSeq and is a predicted model, not a curated record.
UUUUUUGUUCAGUUUUUGAGAGGCAUAAGCGACGCAAGCGGAAGUUAAGGUGUGUUCUUCACUUGACAGGUGCUCAAAAAAAGGCGAAUUUUCCUACACAUAUCUGGGCAAGGUGGUGUCCGUGUGCCCUUAGAGUCUGUGCCUCGGUCAGCGAUGUCCACAGGAGAGGAUCAGAAUGUGGAAUGCCCGUUGUGCAUGGAACCGCUAGAAAUGGACGACAUCAACUUCUUCCCAUGCACUUGCCUAUACCAGAUUUGUCGAUUUUGUUGGCACCGUAUCAGGACUGACGAAAAUGGGCUCUGUCCUGCCUGCAGAAAACAGUACCCCGAGGACCCGGCUGACUUCAAACCGCUCUCAGUAGAGGAGCUGCAUAGGAUAAAGAACGAGAAGCGCCAGAGGGACCUGCAGAGGAAACAGAAGCUCUCUGAAAAUCGUAAACAUUUGGCCAACGUUCGCGUUGUACAGAAAAAUCUGGUGUUUGUCGUAGGUUUGCCACCGCGACUAGCGGAAGCGGAAACGCUCAAGAAACAGGACUGUUUUGGUAAAUAUGGUAAAACUCACAAAGUGGUCGUCAAUCAGAGCACCUCGUACGCGGGGCUGCAAGGCCCUUCAGCGAGCGCCUACGUCACCUACUACAAGGCGGAGGAUGCGCUGCGAGCCAUCCAGGCUGUCAACAACGUGAAAGUGGAUGGAAGGACUCUAAAAGCUUCCCUCGGCACCACAAAAUACUGCAAUUAUUUUCUGCGUGGUCAACAGUGCCCAAAGACGGACUGCAUGUAUUUGCAUGAGUUGGGCGACCAGGCAGCGAGUUUCACAAAAGAGGAGAUGCAACACGGUAAACACCAGGAGUACGAGCGUAAGCUGCAUGAACAGAUGUUGGCAGCCAACAAUAACGUGGCUGCGUGUGCCCCUCCGCCCGCGGUGGCUCCGGCCGCUGCGCCUGUCUCGACUACUGCCCCGAAGAAGGCCAACAAGCCGCGCAAGCCAGGGCUGGCACCGCGGCACGCUAGACAAAGCGAACAGAAGGCAGCCGCGGCUGCUGCCGCUGCGGCAGCUGCGGCGAACAACACUACGAGCGGUGGUACACCACCGGUGCCCAAGGAAAACAGAAGCACGCCGCCUGAGGAUCCGUCGCCAACGUUUACGGCGUCCCUAUCGCCCCCGUCGCCCGAGACGUCGAGGGCUGGCGGCGACGACGCGAUUGCCCACGAAGACGACUUGGGCUUCGACCCGUGGGACGAAUGCUCUAAGGGUCUGGCGGACUUACUCGAAAAGGAGGCAGUCUCGGCGACCACUUCGACGACAACGGCUGUACCACGGUUGGCAAGCAGCAAUUCCCUCUGCGCUCAUCCUCCGCCUGCUCUGUCAACUCCGCUGUCUACAUCGCUGUCAACCCCGCUUUCGACGCCACUGUCGGCGCCAUUGGCCACAAGUUUGUCAUCACCGCUACAGGCCCCCUUGUUGUCCAUGCACCAUCAACAGCGGACACCUUUUCUGCAGCCAUCGCGCCCAGCGCCGCCUUUUGAACCUUUGCUACGCAGGCCUCCACCACCGCCGCCGCCAGGUUUUAGUCCAUUCCUAGUAGGACAGCAAACACAGAAACUGAUGCCCCUGGCAACGCACCAGGGGCCAGCCAUGCCUGGUGCCGGGAACGGGCUGGCAGAACUGUGCGCGCUGCGUGAGUCCCAAGAAGCACUUCGCUCGCUUUUGCCCACAGUGAACAUAACCUUUGGGCCACCCCUUGGGGUUGGCCCACAGGGUGGUGCCGGUUCACACCAUGCCCCGCACCUGAGGGGACCUCCAUCUUCACAGUUUGGAAACAGCUGUCCCCCACCCUGGGGGAACAGUGCAGUCCCAGAAAUGCCCUGGAUCUCUCAGGACCCUGCCAUCCUGACUGGGGGAAGCCUAACAGAUGCCACUAACAUGGCUGCGCGUUUCUAGGCUUCUCUCUCUAUCCGCUGCGCUCUGAACCCAGUCCCCGCCUACCUUCUCAAUUUUUAUUUUCUCUUUACAUCGACCACUGUGUGGAUCAUGAUGAGUUCCACAGAACCAAAAUUUGACCCGGUUAUGUCUUUCUCUGAAAAGACUCCCUAAGGUGCUGCUGUGGAAGCUUCUCUCUCUCUCUCUUUUUUCUUUACAUUCUCUCUUUGCUUUCUAAAUUUAAGAAAGAAGAAAAAAAGAUCCAACAAAGUGACGGAAUAAACAGUACGCAGUGAAAUUCAA